Molecule: messenger RNA, 1431 nt
Organism: Saprolegnia diclina VS20
Lineage: Eukaryota; Oomycota; Saprolegniomycetes; Saprolegniales; Saprolegniaceae
Exons: 3
Coding region: 1-1431 (476 amino acids)
Molecular function (GO): metal ion binding
Source: RefSeq, a predicted model, not a curated record
AUGACCGCAGACGCAAAGACAACGCCCGUGCCCAACGGGUUUCCGGUCCCCGAGUCUAUCUUUGACGUUCGGCCGCUCACGCCGACCGAGGAGGCUGCGUACAUUGCCACGGGCGAGAAGGCGUUCAAGACCUUCCUCGAUGCGGUCCUCAAGCGCGAUCCCGGUAUGGUCUGGAACUUUGUCGGCGAUUACGACGGCAUCCAGCUCCUCGAAGGCGACAUUCCCGGCUUCAAACUCGACAAAAACGUGGUGCCGUACCGCGCCGUCGGCAAGAUCACGGCGACGCUCGAGGAGAUUGCCGAGCUCCAUGCGUUCGAGACGCGCGCCAAGUGCGACUUUUACCGCAACCACCACGCGCAAGACCUCGCCGACAUGUUUCCGCUCUUUAGCUUUUUCGACCGGACGCCGGCCAAGCCGCUCAAGCAAAUGUACAUCAAGUGGUCAGUCAUCGAGAGCCCGGUCCCGGUCGUCAAGAACCGCGACUUUUGCUUUGUCGAGGCACAAGACGAAUUUCGCUUUUCGUCGGGUCGGCGCGGCUGGGCGUUUUGCCAACUCUCGGUCGACGUGCCCGGCGUCGUGAACCUCCAAAGCUCGCCCCUCAACUUGGUGCGUGGUGCGCUCCACCACACGGGCUGCGCGUACAUUGAGACCGACAUCCCCGGCGUCCUCGACGUCAUCUACCACAUUGCGUCCGACUUCAAGGGCGCGAUUCCGCACUGGGUGCGCAAGAUGGGCAUGAAGCGCCGCGCGCGCCACCUUGCACACGUCAACGAGUACGUCCACAAGGUCCGACUGAGUACACGCAACUUGCUGCCAAAGACCAAGAGCUUUUACAAGAGCAGCAACACCGACGACGACGAAAUCGACGACGACGACACGUCGGGGCGGUGUUGUUAUCUCUGUGAGCAGCCCCGCCGCUUCUCGCGCAUGCGCAACUGCCAGUCGUGCGGCGAGGCUGUCUGUGUGCGCUGUAGCCGCAAGUGGCGCGUGCCCACCAAAGUCAACGAGCACAACCUCGUACGGGUGUGCAACCUCUGCUCGCGCAAGGUGCGCCAGGACAGCAUCUCCGAGUGCUGCCUGGCAACGCCCAAUUCCGACGCGUCAUCCGAGGCCAGCAGCUGGCGCGCGUCGUUCCGGACGUCGUCGCUCGGCGGCGGCUCGGACUUUGACGCGCUCGACAUAACGCCGACGCCAUGGGCAAACAAAAGCCGACAGCUGAGCGAUCCACCGACCAUGGACAUUUCGUACGUCAACUUGUACGGUGCCGACUUGCGCAAGACCAAGUCGCUGCCGGUGCUCACGGCGCCGCCAGCGCGCAUCGUGCUGUUUGAUCCGGCGACCUUUGCGGCGCACGAGACGCCGGUCGAGGCCGACGACGAAGGUGACGCAUCGGUCGUCGACGACCUCGACACCUUCUUGCUCUCCCGUUGA